Molecule: messenger RNA, 7116 nt
Organism: Microcebus murinus (gray mouse lemur)
Lineage: Eukaryota; Metazoa; Chordata; Mammalia; Primates; Cheirogaleidae
Product: DNA excision repair protein ERCC-6
Biological process (GO): transcription-coupled nucleotide-excision repair
Cellular component (GO): nucleus
Molecular function (GO): ATP binding; ATP-dependent activity, acting on DNA
Source: RefSeq, a predicted model, not a curated record
CUUUUAAUUUUUAUAACUGCCUCACUAGCGAGGUAUUUCUCACCAGAGGUGAAGUGCCAGCCCCAAGCCACCCAGUUGGCCAGCGGCGGCGACCACAUUUCUGCCGCCUAGCACGCAGGUGCAAAGGCCAGGCUGCGCUCAGUGCCUCAAACCACGUGGCCGCGCCUGUGCAUAACAACACACAGACAGCCCGGCGCAUGCGCCGGCCUCAUCGCGCAAGCCGGAGCCUGCGUCGCUGUUGGGGGCGGUGCCAGCCUAGGGCGCAUGCGCCAAGGCUAGUGAGGCCGGCUUCCACGGUGGCUGGCGGCAGCCGCGGCGUCUCUGCUUCCGUGUGGCGGCCGCGCGGCCCUGUGAUAGUCUGUAGAGGAUGCCAAAUGAGAGAAUCCCCUACUCAAGUCAAACUCAGGAGCAAGAUUGUUUACAAAGUCAACAUGUCAAUAAUAAUGAAGAAAUGGCAGUCAAACAAGAAAUUGAUGGUGAUGUGGAAGUGGAGGAAUGCCUCUACUCUCGCUCCCCUGAGGAAGGGCCAUCCACCUCUGCUGAGGGGUGUGCAUCAGCAGCUCCAAGGAGGGGGCAGGCCCUGCUGCACAUAGACAGACAUCAGAUCCAGGCUGUGGAGCCUAGUGCGCAGGCCCCUGAACUGCUGGGUUUGGGUGUGGAUGUCUAUGACCAGGAUGUGCUAGAGCAGUGUGUGCUUCAGCAGGUGGACAAUGCAAUCCAUGAGGCCAGCCGUGUGGCCCAGCUCGCUGAUGCAGAGAAGGAGUAUCGGUCAGUCGUGGAUGACCUCACGUCAUGUAUGUCAUCCCUAAGGCAAAUCAAUAAAAUUAUUGAACAACUUAGCCCUCAAGCUGCCAUCAACAGAGACAUCAACAGGAAACUAGAUUCUGUAAAACGACAGAAGUAUAAUAAGGAACAGCAGCUAAAAAAGAUCACUGCAAAACAAAAACGUCUCCAGGCCAUCCUUGGAGGAACAGAGGUAAAAAUUGAACUAGACCAUGCCAGUCUGGAGGAGGAGGAUGCAGAAGCUGGGCCAUCCUGUCUUGGCAGCAUGCUUAUGCCUGUCCAGGAGACUGCCUGGGAAGAGCUCAUCCGCACUGGCCAGAUGACACCUUUUGGUACUCAGAUCCCUCAGAAACAGGAGAAAAAGCCUAGAAAAAUAAUGCUUAAUGAAGAAUCAGGCUUUGAAAAGUAUUUGGCAGAUCAAGCAAAGCUGUCUUUUGAAAGGAAAAAGCAGCAAGCUUAUAAUAAAAGAACAGCUAGAAAAGCUCCAACUUCAGUCACACCUGAGUUGAACCCAACAGAAAAUGACAACAAACCAAACAAGAAAACCAAAGUUCUUUCUAAAACAGAUAAGCGCUUGAAAAAGCACAUAAAGAAACUCCAGAAGAGGGCUCUGCAGUUCCAGGGGAAAGUGGGAUUGCCAAGGGGAAAGAAACCCUGGGAGUCAGAUGUGAGGCCAAAGGCAGAGGGGGACUCUGAGAGUGAAGAGUCCGAGUACUUGCCCACCGAGGAGGAGGAUGAUGACGAGGCAGAUUGGGCAGGGGCAGACCUGUCCAGAGAUGGCACUGACUAUGAGCUGAGGCCUGUGCUCAAGGGCCAGAAACGGCAGAAGAAAGUUUCUGUGCAGGAGAUUGAUGACGACUUUUUCCCAAGUUCUGGUGAAGAAUCUGAAGCCACAGGAGGAGGAGGAGGAGGAGGCGGAGCAGGUCGGAAAGUAGCGAGAUGCCGAGACGAUGGAGAUGAAGAUUAUUAUAAGCAGCGGUUAAGGAGAUGGAAUAAAUUGAGACUGCAGGACAAGGAGAAGCGCCUGAAACUAGAAGACGAUUCUGAGGAAAGCGAUGCCGAGUUCGACGAAGGUUUUAAAGUGCCGGGUUUUCUGUUCAAAAAGCUUUUUAAGUACCAGCAGACAGGUGUUAGGUGGCUGUGGGAAUUGCACUGCCAGCAGGCAGGAGGAAUUCUGGGAGACGAAAUGGGAUUGGGCAAGACCAUCCAGAUAAUUGCCUUCUUGGCAGGUCUGAGCUACAGCAAGAUCAGGACUCGUGGUUCAAAUUACAGGUUUGAAGGGUUGGGUCCAACUGUAAUUGUCUGUCCAACAACGGUGAUGCAUCAGUGGGUGAAAGAAUUUCACAUGUGGUGGCCUCCGUUCAGAGUGGCAAUUCUACAUGAAACCGGUUCCUGUACCCACAAAAAGGAGAACCUAAUUCGAGAUAUUGCUCAUUGUCACGGGAUUUUGAUCACAUCUUACUCCUACAUUCGACUGAUGCAGGAUGACAUUAGCAGGUAUGACUGGCACUAUGUGAUCUUGGAUGAAGGACACAAAAUUCGAAAUCCAAAUGCUGCUGUCACCCUUGCUUGCAAACAGUUCCGCACCCCUCAUCGGAUCAUCUUGUCUGGCUCACCGAUGCAAAAUAACCUCCGAGAGCUGUGGUCCCUCUUCGACUUUGUCUUCCCUGGAAAGUUAGGCACAUUGCCUGUGUUUAUGGAGCAGUUUUCUGUCCCCAUCACCAUGGGGGGGUAUUCAAACGCUUCACCGGUGCAGGUCAAAACUGCUUACAAGUGUGCAUGUGUCUUACGAGAUACCAUAAAUCCAUACCUAUUACGAAGAAUGAAGUCAGAUGUCAAGAUGAGCCUGUCUUUGCCUGAUAAAAAUGAACAGGUCUUAUUUUGCCGUCUUACAGAUGAGCAGCUUAAAGUCUACCAGAAUUUCGUUGAUUCCAAAGAAGUGUACAGGAUUCUCAAUGGAGACAUGCAGAUUUUCUCUGGACUUAUUGCCCUAAGAAAAAUUUGCAACCACCCUGAUCUCUUUUCUGGAGGUACCAAGAAUCUCAAGGGUCUUCCGGAAGAUGAACUAGAAGAAGAAGAUCAGUUUGGAUACUGGAAACGUUCUGGGAAAAUGAUUGUUGUUGAGUCUUUGUUGAAAAUAUGGCACAAGCAGGGUCAACGAGUAUUGCUGUUUUCUCAGUCGAGACAGAUGCUGCACAUACUCGAAGUAUUCCUUAGAGCCCAAAAGUAUUCCUACCUCAAGAUGGAUGGUACCACCACAAUAGCUUCAAGACAACCACUGAUUACAAGAUACAACGAGGACAAAUCCAUAUUUGUGUUUCUUCUGACCACGCGGGUGGGCGGCCUUGGCGUUAACCUGACGGGGGCAAACAGAGUCAUCAUCUAUGACCCGGACUGGAACCCAAGCACAGACACGCAGGCCCGGGAGCGAGCGUGGAGAAUAGGCCAGAAGAGGCAGGUGACUGUGUACAGACUGCUGACUGCAGGCACCAUUGAAGAAAAGAUCUACCACCGACAAAUCUUCAAGCAGUUUUUGACAAAUAGAGUGCUAAAAGAUCCAAAACAAAGGCGGUUUUUCAAAUCCAAUGACCUUUAUGAGCUGUUUACUCUGACUAGUCCCGAUGCAUCCCAGAGCACUGAAACAAGUGCUAUUUUUGCAGGUACUGGUUCAGAUGUUCAGACACCCAAACGCCACUUAAAAAGAAAAAUCCAAACAGCCUUUGGAACAGACCACGAUGUUCCAAAAUGCAAAAAGUUCCCUGAUUCUAAUACAUCUGCAAAUGAUGCCACAUCAUCUGAAAAGGAAUCUGAGGCUGUAGGAGCCAAAGUAAUUGCAGUGACUUCUAAUCAAGGUGAUCUUUUCAAAGGUGACCCUCACAUGAGCAGUACUGUAACUAGCAGCAAUAGGCUUGGAGAAGAGACUGACAUGGUGUCUACACCAGAGCAGUCAUUGGUAAUUAGUGGAAAUGAGGAAUGUUCACAUUCUUCUGGAAUUGGCAGUAUGUCCAGGCGAUCUGGUGAGGAAAGCAUGGAUGAAAAGCAGGGUCUUUCGGAUGAAAGAGAAAGCUGCCAGGGUCAGAUAGAACCUCUCUGGGAAAAUGAACAAAUGGAAAAUAAUUUUUAUAAGCAUAAGUCAAAAACAAAACAUCAGUGUGUGGCAGCAGCAGAGACUCUGGAGAAGCAUGUGAGACCAAAGCAAAAGCCUAGGAACUCUAAGCAUCACAGAGACGCCAGGUUUGAAGGAACUCGGAUUCCACACCUGGUGAAGAAAAGGCAGUACCAGAAGCAAGAUGAAGAAAACAGGAGUGAGGCCAAGGAACAGAGCAAUGACGAUUAUGUUUUGGAAAAGCUUUUCAAAAAAUCAGUUGGUGUGCACAGUGUCAUGAAACACGAUGCCAUUAUGGAUGGAGCCAGCCCAGAUUAUGUGCUGGUGGAGGCAGAAGCCAAUCGAGUGGCCCAGGACGCCUUGAAAGCACUGCGGCUCUCUCGUCAGCGGUGUCUGGGAGCAGUGUCUGGGGUUCCCACCUGGACUGGCCACAGGGCGAGUUCUGGUGCACCAGCAGGACUAAAGAGCAGAUUUGGUCAGAAGAGGAAUUCUAAGUUUUCUGUGCAGCAUCCUUCUUCAGUGUCUCCAGCAGAGAAGUGCCAGGAUGGCAUAAUGAAAAAGGAAGGAAAAGGUAAUGUCCCUGAGCAUUUUAGCGGAAGAACAGAAGAUGCAGAGUCUUCAUCUGGGGCCCUCACCUCCUCCUCACUCUUGGCUAAAAUGAGAGCUAGAAACCACCUGAUUCUGCCAGAGCGGCUAGAAAGUGAAAGUGGGCACCUUCAAGAGGCUUCUGCCCCGAUGCUCACCACAGAACACGACGACCUUCUGGUGGAAAUUAGAAACUUCAUUGCUUUUCAGGCCCACGUUGAUGGCCAGGCCAGCACUAGGGAGAUACUGCAAGAGUUUGAAUCCAAGCUGUCUGCAUCGCAGUCUUGCGUCUUCCGAGAACUGUUGAGAAAUCUGUGCACUUUUCAUAGAACUUCUGGUGGUGAAGGAAUUUGGAAACUCAAGCCAGAAUACUGCUGAACAGUACUGCUUCCUAAACUUUCGGUUCACUUUAUCUAAUGGAAAUUUCUGAUUAUUAAUUGUAUUAAUAAUCAUGUUUGUUGACUAAAGUUGGCUGUACUGAAUAUUUACUUUGCAUGACAUCUACCUCAAAAUUAAAACUGUAAGGAAGAAGAAAUUCUUCUCUGAAACUUAAAAGUUUUAAUAAUGCUAAACUAAAACUAAAACAGAAAAUACCUGGAUUUUUUUUUUUUUUUUUGGCACUCUGAAUUAUGUUAUAAAAUCAGGGACCUAGCAUUUACUCCUUGGAGCACAUUUGUUCCUUUACCCAAAAGAUGUUGUCAGGGACCACAUUUGGAAGUUUGCAGAAAAGAAAUCUCAAGAAUUCUUUUUAUUGGUGCUAAAAACAGGUUUUACAUUCAGUCAGAGUUGUGUCAGAGUUGUUCAAUAAAUUAGUUCAUCAGUAUCUGUUAACAGCAUUAUUUUGAUACAUAACUUUUAAACAUUUAAAUUCAUUGUUUGCCACCCCAAAAAAGAUCAGAUGUAUCUGUUGUUAAUCAUAUUAAUUGCCUUUAAACAGUCCUCUUUUUAAGGUACUGUUAAAUUGGCGGGUAUUUUUAUUCAUAAAGCAUGAAAAUAGUGUGGAAUGAAAUAAGACAUGUAUUUGUGGAAAGUUGUAGUGUAUUCAGUUUACUAUGGCUUUAAGCAAAGGGCAUCUCUUUUUGACUGUUGGUUUUAGAAAAUGAAAUGUGUUAUCAUUAAAAAAUCCAAGCAGAAACAAAAGGCAGUCCAUAAAACCGCACAGAUGCACACACACAGCCAUCACGGCAGACCACAGCGGUCACAGCUGUCGUUACCAUAGAGUGACCCCACUCCGGGCCCCUCUCUGUGUGCAGGCUGGCGGGGGUCUUUGACCCUUUCUGCUUUCUUUGUGGAGCUAGCCUUGCCGAGGGUGCUGAUCAGGUCCUGUCGGAGCCCUGGCUCUCCUCCUAGGUUGUCUUCUCCAGUUGCCAUCAUCUCGUGCCUGCUUUUAUGACACUGUCGUUGGCUGUGAUGUUCAUGCCUGUUUCCGGGGUGUGGUUUUCAGCUAAGGCUGUUCUGUUUCUGACUAUGGCUUAUGUGCUUAUGGUUUUGUGAUGGUGUUGCCUUGGUCCUCACUUUAUUUUUUUAUUCUUGUUUUCCUUGUUUCCUUUUUAUGGUAAUUUUAUUCUCUCAUCUCUAAAGUCUUGUUUUGUUGAAUUCACUGUAUUUAUAUUUCUUCUGUAGCCAUCACAGUGCAAUUUGUUUCCUGGGUUUAUCUUCUCCAACCGCUGUUUCUCCUCUCUCAUUUUUCUGUGUUGUGCUCGUCUUCCGCUCAUGCCAUUUCUUUACAUCUUGCGCAGGCUUGCAGUGGACAGCUGUGUCCAGCCUUCCGUUUGCUCCCCCCUGUGGCCCAGCGAGGAGGGAGGUCUGGGGAGCCUCGCUGGGCUGUGUGAGGCUUUGUGGGAGGACACAGGUUUUGCUUUCACUGCUCUGAUAUUUUCUUAGGCCAAGAAUCAUUUCCUUAGGCAGAGAUGUCCUAGUUAGAGACAAUUCUUGCCAGGCUUUUCUACUUUUUUUGGAUUCUAGCUUGUUCAGUUUUUUUCUAUUUUUAGUGCGGUUCAUAUAUAUUGAAGGAGGGAGAUUAUAUUAUUUUGGUCACUUUGCCAUCAUUAUCUUAGAAGCCAUAGAAGGAAUUUUUAAACAGAUCAAUAAAUCUUACAUUUGAGUACUUGGCUGAGAAGGUAGUCAAAACUCAUGACUCAUUUGUUUCUGGGGACCUCUUUGUUUAUUUUUAUUUUUAUAAUCAUUAGCAUGUGAGGAAAUUGUGUUCCCUUUGUUCUCAGGGUGAAGGUUCUCAAGGUCAUGGGUGUGAAGCGUUUGUGCAUUGUAUCUAUAGUAUCUGAAAUCUACAUUAUACUGAGCUAGAGAAGAUGUAACUGCCUCUUCAAGUAAAAAAUACUGUCCAAAGUUACAAUGCAGUAAGAGCAAGGUGGUCCUUGUUCCAGUUCUGGUCUCAGUUCUGCCCCUGACAUGCAACCUUGAGUAGGUGGUGUCUCAGAAUGGAAAUCUGCACACAUUGUCAUCAUGUGACCUAGAUGGAGAGCAGUGCUGUGAGUAGAUUGGUUUUUAACAAUAUAGGGUAACUUAUUCAUUUAGAUAAAAUCUAAGUUUUAGAACUUUAAAAGCUUUGUACAAUUUAGAUAGAUUUAAUGUACUUAACAUGAUAUAUUGGUACAAAUAAAGGAUUUUAAAAUUUUGUCAAA